This is a messenger RNA of Jatropha curcas, 1587 nucleotides long. RefSeq names its product putative serine/threonine-protein kinase PIX13. The record is from RefSeq and is a predicted model, not a curated record. NCBI's taxonomy places the organism in Eukaryota, Viridiplantae, Streptophyta, Magnoliopsida, Malpighiales, Euphorbiaceae. Gene Ontology annotation, biological process: protein phosphorylation. Gene Ontology annotation, molecular function: ATP binding; protein kinase activity.
AGCGUAGCAAAAGGGCAAGAAAAGAGUAUAAAAAGAAGUGAAGGAACAAGGCAGCGACGAAAUCAAGAAAAGGUCCAACCAACAGCUAGCUAGUUUCUUGGACCUUUCUUAUAUAGUUCGAGGAAAACCCAGUCUAACUCUAACUCUAUUCAUCAUCUCCUCAGUAAUCUUCAAAUCCAAACAAAACCAAACUGGUUGAUCGAAAUGGGAAAUUGUUUUGCAACUGUUCCUGUAAAUAAUCACGCCAGUCCAUCCACCACUAAUACUUCUAUUCCAGAAACACAUGGGAAUGAUAGCAAACAACAUGGAGUAGUUCCUAGUAGAAGCGAUCUCAGCAAUAAAAAUAGCUCAGAAUACAUUAGCUCUCCUGACGAAAAUGGAAGCAACAUGACCAGGAGAGUUCCUUCUACUGGAAAGAUUAUUAUGCCAAUUCUUAAAAUAUACACUUUACACGAGUUAAAAAGUGCAACGAGGAACUUCAGACCUGAUACUAUGUUAGGCGAAGGUGGAUUUGGAAGAGUCUUUAAAGGUUGGAUUGACGAGAAAACAUUCGCGCCGUCCAAAGUCGGAGUUGGCAUGGCAGUGGCAGUUAAAAAGUCCAACCCAGAUAGCGAGCAAGGUCUUCAGGAAUGGCAGUGUGAAGUGAAAUUCCUUGGGAAAUUUUCACAUCCAAAUCUUGUGAAGCUAUUAGGCUAUUGUUGGGAAGAUAGGCAAUUUCUUCUUGUCUAUGAAUACAUGCCCAAAGGGAGCUUGGAAAACCACCUAUUUAGAAGGAGUGCAGAGCCGCUUUCAUGGGAGAUUAGACUUAAAAUAGCAAUUGAAGCAGCUCAAGGUCUUGCUUUCUUGCACACAUCGGAAAAAACUGUCAUCUACAGGGACUUUAAGACCUCUAACAUUUUAUUGGAUGGGAAUUACAACGCCAAACUUUCAGACUUCGGGCUAGCCAAAUUAGGACCAAUAAAUGGCAACUCUCAUGUUACAACCAGGGUGAUGGGCACUUAUGGCUAUGCAGCCCCUGAAUAUGUAGCUACUGGCCAUUUGUAUGUGAAGAGUGAUGUUUAUGGAUUUGGUGUAGUGCUGCUAGAAAUGUUAACAGGGUUAAAAGCACUGGACACGAACCGGCCUAAUGGUAAGCACAAUUUGGUAGAUUGGGCUAAGCCAUCACUUUCAGAUAAAAGAAAGUUAAAGAGGAUCAUGGACCCAAGACUUGAACAACAGUACCCAUUAAAAGGUGCAAUUCAUGCAGCUGAACUUAUAAUAAAAUGUCUGGAAUCUGAACCAAAAACUAGACCUUCAAUGGAAGAAGUUCUGGAAACAUUAUUAGAGAUAAAUGAGAUUAAAGAAAAGCCUAGGGAAACAAAAUCUAAGACCAAGAAACAGGUUAAUAAACACCAAGAACAUAACAACAAGAAUGAUUAUCAUCGCUCUCGAGGUCAUUCCAGGCAGGGCGGUGGCAAUGGCGCUCCGGUUUAUCCUUAGUUAGUUCUGUUUAAUAUAGAUUUAUGUUGUUCUUCCUAUAAAUGUUUCCUCUUGUAAUUUUGUGAACCUUAACCUAUAUAUACAUUUCUAGUUCCACUCUUCGUUAAA